Messenger RNA from Propithecus coquereli (Coquerel's sifaka), 4735 nucleotides. It is a transcript of the gene ADGRF5, whose product is annotated as adhesion G protein-coupled receptor F5. Lineage: Eukaryota; Metazoa; Chordata; Mammalia; Primates; Indriidae. Gene Ontology annotation, molecular function: G protein-coupled receptor activity. Bases 238 to 4278 code for a protein of 1346 amino acids. Gene Ontology annotation, cellular component: membrane. The record is from RefSeq and is a predicted model, not a curated record. The transcript is spliced from 21 exons. Gene Ontology annotation, biological process: cell surface receptor signaling pathway; G protein-coupled receptor signaling pathway.
GAUCGCAGCUGGGGAGGCCCUGGCAAGGCUGAGCGUGGGCACAGAGCUGCCCGUCCUGCCUGAAAGCUCGAAAUGAGUCCUGCUCGUCUGUCCCUCCACCAGGCGUGAAGCCUCCUGGAGUCUGCGGGGCAAAUGGCCCCAUAGUGGAAACUGGGGAGCUUGGAGGCAUCUGAUCAGAGCAGGAGCCAGCCUGGGGACGAGGGUGCCGAACAGACAAAGCCACUCAAACUUGAAGAAAUGAAAUCCCCAAGGAGAGCCACUUUGUGCUUCAUGCUUAUUGUGAUUUAUUCUUCCCAAGCUACAUUGAACUUGAAUUUAGAAGCCAUUGUUCAUCCUUUGAUUCUCCACGAACGUGAACUCGCCAGUGAAGAGCCCCUAAGGCAAAGACGAGCAGUUGCCACCAGGAGUCCUGCAGCUGAAGGGUACACCGUCGAUGUUGAGAUCAGUUUUGAAAACGCAUCCUUCCUGGAGCCUCUCAAAGCCUACUUGAACAGCCUCAGUUUUCCAAUUCAAGGGAACAGCACUGACCGAGUUACUGACAUUUUGAGCAUACAGGUGACAACGGUCUGCAGACCUGCUGGAAAUGAACUCUGGUGCUCUUGUGAGACAGGCUAUAGGUGGCCUCGGGAAAGGUGCCUCCACAGUCUCACUUGUCAGGAGCAUGGCAGCUCCCUCCCAGGGCACGGUUGCAGUUGCCUUAAAGGACUUCCUCCCAAGGGACCUUUUUGCCAACUCCAAGGAGAUGUUACCUUGAGAAUGUCAGUGAGACUAAAUGUGGGCUUUCAAGAAGACCUCAGGAACAUUUCCUCUGCCCUCUAUAGAUCCUACAAGACCGACUUAGAAACAGCAUUCCGGAAGGGUUACAGAAUUUUACCAGGCUUCAAAUGGGUGACUGUGACAGGGUUCAGGCCUGGAAGUGUGGUUGUGGCAUAUGAAGUCCAGACGACGACACCAUCACCCGAAUUAAUGCAUAAAGCCAAUGAGCAAGUCAUACAGAAUCUCAACCAGACCUACAAAAUGGACUACAACUCCUUUCAAGCAGUCACUAGCAAUGAAACUAAGUUCUCUGUCAUACCACAAGUAAUAUUUGAAGGGGAUACAGUCACUCUAUCAUGUGAAAAUGAAGUUUUGUCCUCCAAUGUGUCUUGGCACCAUGUAGAGCGCCGCUUUGACAUCCAGAACAGCAGCAGAUUCUCAAUUUAUACCGUUGUGCUCAACAACAUGACCUCAGUAUCCAGCCUCACCAUUUACAACAUCACUCAAGGAGAUGCAGGUGAAUAUGUCUGCAAACUGAUAUUAGAUAUUUUUGAAUAUGAAUCCAGAAACCAAAUAAAUGUUAUGCCCAUCCGAAUUUUGGCAAAUGAAGAAAUGAAGGUGAUAUGCGACAACAAUCCUGUAUCUUUGAACUGCUGCACUGAGAAUAAUGCUAAUUGGAGCAAAGUAGAAUGGAAGCAGGAAGGAAAACUAAACGUUCCAGGAAACCCUGAAACAGACAUAGAUUCUGGCUGCAGCAGAUACACCCUCAAGGCUGAUGGAACCCAAGUCCCAAGCGAGUCGUCUGGAACAACAAUUGUCUACACGUGCGAGUUCAUCAGCGCUCACGGAGCCAGAGGCAGUAAGAACAUAAAAGUGACAUUCAUCUCUGUGGCCAACCUAACAAUAACCCCGGACCCAAUUUCUGUUUCUGAGGGACAAAACUUUUCUAUAAAAUGCAUCAGUGAUGUGAGUAACUAUGAUGAGGUGUAUUGGAACAGUUCUGCUGGAAUUAAAAUAUCUCAAAAAUUUUAUACCACGAGGAGGUAUCUUCAUGGAGCAGAGUCGAUACUGACAGUUGAGACCUCGACCAGGGAGUGGAAUGGAACCUAUCACUGCAUAUUUAGAUACAGCAAUUCGUACAGCAUUGCAACCAAAGACGUCACUGUUCACCCGCUGCCUCUAGAGUCAAAUAUCAUGGUCGAUCCUUUGGAAGCUAGUGUUUCAUGCAGCGGUUUCCAUCCCAUCCAAUGCUGCAUAGAGGAGGAUGAAGACUACAAAGUAACUUUCCACAUGAGUUCCUUGGUCUUUCUUGCUGCAAAAGAAGUUAAUAGAAAUCAAGUGUGCUACAAAUAUAAUGUCGAUGCAAACUCAGUUUCCUGGUGUUCCAGUACUAUUGAUGUGUUUUGUCACUUCACCAAUGCUGCUAAUAAUUCAGUCUGGAGCCAAUCUAUGAAGCUUAAUCUGGUUCCUGGGGAGAACAUCAUAUGCCAAGAUCCCAUACUUGGUGUCGGGGAGCCAGGGAAAGUCGUGCAGAAGCUGUGCCAGUUCUCAAACGUGCCCGGAAGCGCAGGCAGCCCUGUGGGCGGGACCAUCACUUACACGUGUGUAGGCUCCCAGUGGAAGGAGACGAGAAACAACUGCAUCUCUGCCCCCAUAAACAGUCUGCUGCUGCUGGCCAAGGCUUUGAUCCACAGCCCCUCUCAGGAAGAGAAGCUCCCUACGUACCUGAAGGAUCUUUCUGUUAGCACAGACCAGGUGAAACAUGAAAUCCCCUCAUCUCCUGGGAGCCUGGGAGCCGUUAUUAACAUCCUCGAUUUGCUCUCAACAGUUCCAAUCCACGUAAAUUCAGAAAUGAUGACGCACGUGCUCUCCACGAUUAACAUCAUCCUCGACGAGCCCGUCCUGAACACCUGGAAGAUUUUACAACAGCAACAGACCAACCAGAGUUCACAGCUACUGCAUUCAGUGGAACGGUUUUCCCAAGCACUACAGCUAGGAGAUAACUCGUCCCUGUCCUUCUCGCAAGAGAAUGUGCAGAUGAACAGCAUGACAAUCAAACCUAGCCACCCCAAAACCUAUGAACAGAGGUUCGUUUUCUCAGAGGCUGACCUCUGGGGCAAUGUGGUCAUUGACAAGUGCCAGCUGGGAAACUUGCAGCCAGAUUCAUCUAUCGUCACCGUGGCUUUCCCAACUCUCCAAGCCAUCCUUGCCCAGGAUAUUCACAAAAGGAAUUUUGCAAACAACUUAGUGAUGACAACCACUAUCAGCCACAACAUAACCAUGCCGUUCAGGAUUUCAAUGACUUUUAAGAACAUCAGCCCUUCACUUGGGGAAACAAAAUGUGUCUUCUGGAACUUCAGCCUCGCCAACCACACAGGGGCGUGGGACAGCAGUGGGUGCCAUGUUGAAGAAAGUAAUGAGGACAAUAUCACCUGUAUCUGUGACCACCUAACAUCAUUCUCCGUCCUCAUGUCCCCUGACUCCCCAGACCCUGGCUCUCUCCUGGGGAUACUACUGGAUAUUAUUUCUUACAUUGGGUUGGGCUUUUCCAUCCUGAGCUUGGCGGCCUGUUUAGUGGUGGAAUCUGUUGUGUGGAAAUCGGUGACCAAGAACCGGACUUCCUAUAUGCGCCACGUCUGCAUCGUGAACAUUGCUGCCUCCCUUCUGGUGGCCGACACCUGGUUCAUUGUGGUGGCUGCCAUCCAAGACAGUCACUACGUACUCUGCAGGACAGCCUGCGUGGCUGCCACCUUCUUCAUCCACUUCUUCUACCUCAGUGGCUUCUUCUGGAUGCUGACACUGGGCCUCAUGCUGUUCUAUCGCCUGGUUUUCAUUCUGCAUGAAGCGAGCAAGUCUACCCAGAAGGCCAUUGCCUUCUUUCUCGGCUACGGCUGCCCCCUCGCCAUCUCCAUCAUCACGGUGGGGGCCACCCAGCCACGGGACGUCUACACGAGGAAGGAUAUCUGUUGGCUCAACUGGGAGGACACCAAGGCUCUGCUGGCCUUCGUCAUUCCGGCGCUGAUCAUUGUGGUCGUGAACGUGACCAUCACGGUUGUGGUCAUCACCAAGAUCCUGAGGCCUUCCAUUGGAGACAAGCCAUGCAAGCAGGAGAAGAGCAGCCUUUUCCAGAUCGGCAAGAGCAUCGGGGUCCUCACACCACUCUUGGGGCUCACUUGGGGGUUUGGCCUUGCCACUGUGUUCCCAGGGAACAACCUGGUAUUCCACAUCAUAUUUGCCCUCCUCAAUGCCUUCCAGGGAUUAUUCAUUUUACUCUUUGGAUGCCUGUGGGAUCUAAAGGUGCAGGAAGCUUUGCUGAAUAAGUUUUCAUUGUCCAGAUGGUCUUCACAACACUCCAAGUCAACAUCCAUAGGUUCAUCCACGCCUGUGUUUUCUAUGAGUUCUCCAAUAUCAAGAAGAUUUAACAAUUUGUUUGGUAAAACAGGAACGUAUAAUGUUUCCACCCCAGAAACAACGAGCUCCUCCGUGGAAAAUUCAUCUAGUGCUUAUUCAUUGCUCAACUAAGAACAGGAAAAUCCAACCCAUGUGACCUCUUGGGAACCGUGGAUGUGCUUUAAAAAAGGAGAUCGCUCCAAAGCUGCCAGUAACAUGCUCUCUGCACAGGUUUCUGGGAACAGAUGCUGAAAAGACUUUUUCCUUAGAGAAGAGGCUUUCUUCUGUAAAGACAGACUAAAAGGAAUCGUUCUGUUUAUUUUUGUUGCCCUACCCCCACCCCUUAAUGUGAUACUAAAUGUGUAUAGUAUUUAAGUGAAAUGCAAACCCCCCAAGCCCAACUUCUCUGUCUAUAUUGUAAUAUAGAAUUUUGAAAAGACAUAUUUACUUUUCACAUGAUGGGCACAAUGAUAAGCUUUUAUUGCAAUAAUAAGUAAGAGGCUAGUACCUAGGAAAUACUACAGUGAAAUCUAAGAAGGAAGGAAGGAAGACAGGAAGGAAGGUAAGGAAGAGAGGAAGGGAGAGAGGG